Messenger RNA from Plodia interpunctella (Indianmeal moth), 6478 nucleotides. Its product is annotated as lethal (2) k09022. Gene Ontology annotation, cellular component: t-UTP complex; small-subunit processome; 90S preribosome. The coding region runs from base 160 to 6459 and encodes 2099 amino acids. Lineage: Eukaryota; Metazoa; Arthropoda; Insecta; Lepidoptera; Pyralidae. Gene Ontology annotation, molecular function: snoRNA binding. The transcript is spliced from 5 exons. The record is from RefSeq and is a predicted model, not a curated record. Gene Ontology annotation, biological process: maturation of SSU-rRNA from tricistronic rRNA transcript (SSU-rRNA, 5.8S rRNA, LSU-rRNA); positive regulation of transcription by RNA polymerase I.
UUUGCUUUGGUUUCAAACCGCGUGUACCUAUCUACUUAUUUUACCUAGGUAUAUUCUUUUGUAUCUUGUGUUUAUUUUACCUUAAUUGGUUUGUAAUUGAUGUAUGUUUGUCAAAGAGCUGUCCUUAAUUUUGUUAGACCAUAAAAGGAUACUUAUGCCAUGGCUGCUACUUCUUUAGCAGAGCAGCUACAACGGCUAGCUGUCCCGCAGUCGACUAUUUACAAGGAUGAUAAAAAAAGAGCAUCUCUACUGUUCGACCCAAAGGAGGCAGCCUUAAAAGACCGCGACACUUUUUAUGAGAUCGGAAAAAGUGGACUUCAAGAGCUGAUAGCUUUAUAUGAAGGAUUUCGUUUCUAUGAAGAUACACUAUUCAGUCAGUUAUCAAAGGAUUUCGAAAGAGCUAUUGAGACAAAAGAGGUAAAUCAAAACUUGGACCAAACUAUUGAAAAGUUUCUACUGGAGUUAUCACCUUUCUUUUUACUACAAUCCGCUCACAAGGCCUUAGAAUGGCUGGUCAACAGAUAUCAAAUACACCAGUACAAUCAAGACGCGAUCAUGGCAUUGAUAUUGCCGUACCAUAGUUCAAAAAUAUUUAUAAGAUUUGUUCAAAUAAUGGACAUCAAAUCUAACAAGUGGAGCUGGUUAAUGCCCAUACAAAAGGAAGGUGUACCACUUGCAAAUCAAGUGUGGUACAACCAAUGCGUCUCAAAUAUAACAUCUUUGAAAUUUGUGGCUGAUGCUACAGUUAAAUAUGUCAAUGAGUUUGGAGAGAGAGCAUCUCAGUUGAACACAGUAUUCACAUUCUUCUGUCAAACUUCAAUCGGAGUAAUCAAUGCCCAUAAGCAAAUAUCUGAGCCGUUACUUACGGCUUUAUUUCCAACGGUUAUGAAAGCAAUUGUUUCACCAAUUGUUGAUUUCCGAGCCUCAGCUUAUAUGAUCCUUGGAUUCUUAUUCACGAAAGCAUCAAUCAAAAGAGAGACACUUGAUGAAAUAAUCGCAAAAUUAUUAUCUACGGAGUUUACUAUUACUUAUGACAUAGUUAUGUUAAUCACUAUGAUGUAUGCACACCAAACGCACAUGAAGAAGUUGUCACGUGCAAUACUCUUUGAUAUUUCUGUUGAUGUAAUGAGUGAAUUGUGUGGCCACUUGAAGAAAUCUGUAGAAAACAAGCAGAAUAUUUUGCCAUUCACUCUUGCUUUUCUUUCAAGUGUACUUUCAGCUGUUCAAAAUGAUAAUGAAGAUUUUAGAAGACUUAGUGAACUGCCUAUAAUUUUUAUAGAGGAAGUUGAUUUGAGGAAUCAGCAUCCAGAAAAAGUAAUUAGGUGUGUCCUGAAUGCUUAUAGACAAAACAGCAAGAAAGCUAAAUCUGACGAUGAAAGCGAUUUAGAGAUUAUAGAAGAAGACACAUCCUUUUCCAUGAAAAUACUUGAAUGGUACUCCCUUCUCCUCAAAAAUUUAGAAACCAAAUAUCCUGAAGCUUUUGAUAAAGUUAUUAAAGAAAUUUUAAGUUCUGAUAGCAAGGUACCCUUAAGUAAGCGUAAAAGUUUAUCUCAAGUCCUGGGAUUCAAACCUGCUGUUGCACACAAAAUUGGCGACAAUUAUCUCUUUGAACAUCUAAAUCACAUCAACCCAAACAUAAGAAUCGAAGCAGUUAAAUAUAUAGGCAUAUCUUUUAUAUCACUCAAAAAAGAGAAUGCUGAAUUUGUCAAAGAUUCUAUUGUUAACAGGCUGAAUGAUGAUAAUCCAGCAGUUGUUGAUGCUAUAUUAGAUCUUCCCAAUGAAUAUUUAGAAGAAGUUUUGACUGAAAGAGAAUUGGCUAAUGCUUUUGUUAAUAUUGUUGUCUCUAAAACUUCAAAAGAUUGGGUUUUAGUUGUUAUGAAGUUGAUGUUGAAAUUCUGUUCUUUGCCUAUGCUGCCUGUUAAUCAAGAUACGGUGUUAACUGUCUUACCUCACCUGUUUCCUCAUGAUGAGGUAACAGCUGAAAUAACAUGGCAAAUUGUUAACUCACCUUGGGGUAAAAAAUUUGACUUGACAAAGAAUUUAAAAGGAUUGAAUGAAUCACAUAGAGAUAAUGCUGACGUAUUAAAACAUUUGGUUUACAAAGCCCUUUUCGAUGAAGCUAAUAAUUUUGAUAAUAUACUUGAUGAUAUUCAAUUGAACAAAUCCAACACACUUGAUGUUUAUAUGUUUUUAUUGUUAAAGACAUGUUCAUUGAAAUGGGCUACAGCUGAAGAAAUAAUUAAGAUACUGAGCAUACUUCUAGAAUCUGUUGAAAACAGAGCAAUAAUAGCAAGCACUGAAGACAAAAGCUUUUCAGUGAAGAAUGUAACAGAAUUUAUAGAUUUUGGGAAACAUGAUAAAGUUCUAUUCGAAGUGGUUGAGUAUAUAUUUACAAAAAUUAUAGAAGACAUGACAGUCCAGGGAAUUACGAAACCUUGGUGCGAUAUUUGUGCAAUACCAGGCACUAUACUUGUUAGGAGGUUGUAUGAAAUUUUUAUAACUGGCUGCGGUAUUCCUACUUAUGAUAAGAAAUAUGUGAACCUCUUAAAGUCACUUUUGUCAAAAUUCUGUGACAACAGUAAGGAGAAGUUUGAAUUUCUAGCUAAUUUUGCAUGUGGACACAUUUUAUAUGCCAAAGAUCCGAAAGAUGUAAUUGGUCCUCAAUUACAGUUAAAAACAAUCAAAUUGUUGUACAAUUUCUGUGGUGCUCAAGUAGAUGAGACAUGGCUAUAUGAAUCAGAUUCACUUAUAUUGAUGAUAUUGUUCAAUCUGAACAACCCAAUGGCACCAAUCAGGGAGGCAGUGUUUGAUAUUAUGAAUUAUAUUUUGAGAGAUGAACCGGAAAAUGAAACUGUUUAUUUAAAGCUAGUAAAAGAGCUAAUGUCUCAUAAGGAAGAGUUAUUAUUAGAUCACGAACAAAUUAUACAGGUUCUACAAACAGUACUCACACAACAAACCCCAGUGAAAAAAAUAUUUAGAAAGAAUUGUCUCAUAAAAUUCACAAAUAUAUUGACUGGGGAUUCUCCUGCUCAUAUUAAGUCCAAUUUUCUUAAAUUACUUUCAAAAUUGGAUAAUGCUAACGUCUUCCCACAUAUAGUACCGUGUUUGGAUGGUUUAGAAAAAGUGAAGACACGAACAUCAAUUGAUAUAAGUAAAUUUAAGUACAACAUUUAUGAAUCAAGUGUAUUGCGAAGUAUAUACAGCCACAUUAAUGAAUCUACCGUUAGUACAUUUUCGAAAGAUGAAAUUUGGAACUAUAUUUCUGCUGGUCUGAAAGAUUAUGGCGAAAGUAUUUUGGAAGAGAAUCAUCAAACAUACACCAGUUCGUGUGUUUUAAUUAUGAAACGAAUCACCGAAGAUGUUUUCAAAAAAGUCCCCGAUAAAAGAACCAAGGAAUUGAUUUAUUUAAUGACAUCAGCAGGAGCUUUCAGUUCUAAUCCAAGCAUAUCCAGUGUGGCUGCUAAAGCUAUGAAGAACAUUCAUCUUAAAUUUGUUGAUUUUAAGCCUAUUCUUGAAGGAAUGCUUAAGGUUGAAGAUCCAGCUGACAAAACAUCAAAAAAGAAGUCAGUUCUAACUAUGCUGUCAUAUCAAGUGACAGAAACCAAAGAAUGGAAAUUAGGUGUUACUCUACUAGAAUAUGUGCAGAGUAAAAAGAAAAUGACUGUCGAUAAUUCUUUUGUCCAAAUCUUGUUCCAAAUAUUUAACAAAUGCUUAAAUUUUGAAGAGCAAUCAUAUGUUGAGUACACGAAACAGCUUCUAUUGUCGUCUGUGUGGUAUUACUGCCGGAAAUUUGUUGACGACAAUAACAAAGAACAAGUGAAGAAGUUGAAAUCUUUGUUCAACGUGGAAUUGAUUGUGAAAUGUAUUAGGGGCACCCAAAAUCCGCAAACGCAUCAUCACGCAUUGAUAUUACUGUCCCAUGCGUCGUACAUGUUACCCGAGGCUGUGCUACAUCAUAUGAUGGAGAUAUUCACAUUCAUGGGCUCAUCAGUGUUGAGACACGACGACGCUUACAGUUUCCAGAUAAUAGUCAAAAUCAUAGAAACCCUAAUACCGAUUUUGGUGAAACUUGAUAAAAGUAUAGAUGAGUAUACUGACCGUGAACUGCAACAGUUGCAAACUCGAGUGGUGCCCGUUUUGAGGAUAUUUGCCGAUGUUGUUUUGCAUGUCCCUGAGCAUAGAAGGCUUCCUCUAUACAAGAAAUUGAUUGAAACCCUGGGACCUAAUCAUUUCCUAUGGAUUUUCCUAGGCCUGUUGCUGGAGACGCAUAUAGCCCACAUGGAUGAUAAUAAAAAGCAUGAGAAGUCUAAAAACAGAAACCUUGCUGAUCGAGAAGCUCCAAUGAACCGACUCGAUUUUGGCCAGAACAUUUUACUCGAGUUUUCUCCGGAAGUGUGCUUGUACAACUUUAACAAAUUGUUGGUGUAUUUGAAAUCACUACCACUACAGAAAGACGAAAAUUCAAUGGACACAGAUAUUGAUCAAAGCGACAUUUUUAGUGUAAACGGACACACUGCUUUACAGUUAAGAUUGUACAAAUAUGUCAUAAUAACAUUUAUGAAUUCAUUCUUAGCUUCCUCCAGAUUCAUAGAACAUACAAAUCACGCGACUGAUGAUAAGCUUAUGGAGUCACAUUACAGAGGUCUCAUCGUAAACAUUUUGACAUUCAUUCAGAGUAUUUCCAAACUCGGGGACGAAAAGACAGCGAAGUACUGGAGAGUAAUGUUACACCACAGUUACGACCUCUUGGAUCACACGAACAAUCUUUUAUCAGCUCCAAUGUUCCUUUCAGUAAUAAGAGGAUUACUGAAGCAUAAUUUGCAGACUGUCCGUAGGAAGUCUAUGGAACUACUGAACUCAAAGAUACAGUUUAGCCCCGAAAUGUUUGCACACGUCGACAAACAGCUAAUGUAUUCGUUGUUGCCUGUUCUAAUGGAUAUAAUCAAAACCAUACAAUGCAAAGACGAGACUCUUAUUGACGUCAGCGAUCAAGAACUGGAGCUCAAUCAACAGACAGCUCUUUUGUCUCUGAAAUUGAUGACAAGGUUUUUGGCAUCUAAAAAUCCAGAACCAUUUAAACCCGUUUUGGAAAUCGUCACUGAUUACACUUGCAAUCCUAACAUAUCUCCUAACGUAAUGGCGUCUAUAGUGCUUUGUUUAGCAGAAUUGUGUGGCAAUUUGAAAGCGCACGCUUUGGCCAGCAUGCGUAAAUUUAUGCCUGCGCUUAUUAAAGUGUUAAAGAAGCAACGUAAAGCGGAAACUCCAGAACUAGUUCUUCUUAGUACAGUGACAGCAAUAACGAAGAUCGUCGAAAGCCUCCCACUUUUCCUCAGUCCAUAUUUGCAAAAGAUUUUAUAUGAAUACGCGAUUUUGCUAGCUAAAUGGCAGACGCAAGACCAGGAGUGCAGCAAAGUGUCAGGUUUAUUGGCGAAAUUGACUACAAUAAAGAAGAGAAUCGCUGCGUCUAUUCCUCCAAGAGUUUUGAUUCCAGUUGCAAAUGAGACGCACAGACUUUUGUUAGAGAAGGAAAACUAUGAAGCGAUUGGGCCAGUCAUGUCAGUUUUAGCUGACAGUUUCGCUAAUGUGACGACAGCUGACUUUACAGCGCUGCAGCAAGAUUUGACCGCUUUCUUUUUAUCAGCGUUACAAUUACGCAGCGAUGCGGUUGAUAAAACCGUAGACGAUGACGUCAUAGAUAAAGCUGAGGACGAAGUGGUGAAUGCGUUGGUGCGGCUCGUUUUGAAACUGUCCGAGACUAGCUUCCGGCCGUUCUAUUUUAAGAUCUAUGACUGGGCCAUAAGGACUAAUGUUGAAGCGAAGAAAGAUCGAGCUAUUACUUUUUACAGGUUGAGUUGCGCAAUCGCCGACCAACUGAAAGGCUUGUUCGUAUUAUUCGCCGGCCAUUUCAUAAAAAACGCUUCGGAACUACUCGAUUCGUGCAACAAUAGCAAAACUGAAGAUCUAUACUUCGAUUCUGACAAAAAAUGCAUAGUUUUGGUCAAAUACAUCAUCAAAACUUUGCACACAGUGUUUUUGUAUGACAGUCAGAAUUUCCUGAACAAAGAAAGAUUUGAAACCUUGAUGCAGCCUGUGGUUGACCAGUUGGAGAAUACCGUUGGAGGAGUUUUGAGCCUUAAGACCAGGGCAGCAGAGUAUUUAAUCCCUUGCAUAUCGCAGUUCGCAGUGGCCACUGGUGAUGACUCACUGUGGAAGCUGUUGAAUUACCAAGUUCUGUUGAAGACCAGGCAUAAUGACGCGGAGAUAAGACUAACAGCGCUAGACUGUCUCGUCUCCAUGGCAACCCAGCUAGGCAGCAGCUGGUUGCCGCUGCUAGCAGAGAGCGUGCCAUUCUUAGCUGAGCUCCUCGAAGAUGGAGACGCCAGGAUCGAGGCUGCGACCAAGGACGCUGUCAGAACCCUAGAGGUGGUCCUCGGAGAACCACUCGAGAAAUACUUUUAAAUAUAUAACCUGGCAUUAC